Molecule: messenger RNA, 1188 nt
Organism: Closterium sp. Naga37s-1
Lineage: Eukaryota; Viridiplantae; Streptophyta; Zygnematophyceae; Desmidiales; Closteriaceae
Source: the annotation of a GenBank genome assembly
AUGGUGAUUGGCGGUGACGGAUACUGCGGCUGGGCGACGGCGCUGCACCUAUCAGAGCAAGGCUAUGACGUGUCCAUCGUGGACAAUCUCAGCCGUCGAUUGUUCGACGAGCAGCUCGGAUCGCAGACCCUCACGCCGAUCGCAUCCAUCCACGAUCGCGUGCGACGCUGGCGAGAGAUCACGGGGAAAUCGAUCGCACUGUACAUCGGCGACGUGUGCGACUUCGAAUUCCUCGCAGACGCGUUCCAGACGUUCGAGCCGACGGCCGUGGUGCACUUCGGUGAGCAGCGGUCGGCGCCCUACUCCAUGAUCGAUCGCAACCGCGCGGUGUUCACGCAGCAUAACAACGUGAUCGGUACUAUCAAUGUUAUGUUUGCGAUCAAGGAAUUCGCUCCCGAGUGUCAUUUGGUGAAGCUGGGGACCAUGGGCGAGUACGGAACGCCGAAUAUCGACAUUGAGGAGGGCUUCAUUACAAUCACACACAACGGCAGGACGGACACGCUGCCGUACCCGAAGCAGGCCAGCUCUUUCUAUCAUCUCAGCAAGGUGCACGAUUCGCACAACAUCGCGUUCGCGUGCAAGGCUUGGAACAUGCGCGCGACGGACCUGAACCAGGGCGUGGUGUACGGCGUCGCGACGCCCGAGACGGAGAAAGACGUCAUGCUCAUUAACCGUCUGGAUUACGACGGGGUGUUUGGUACCGCUCUCAACCGAUUCGUUGUCCAGGCGGCCGUGGGACAUCCGUUGACGAUUUACGGCAAGGGCGGACAGACCCGCGGGUACCUGGACAUCCGUGAUACCGUACGAUGCGUCGAGCUUGCAAUUUCCAACCCCGCCAAGCUGGGCGAGUUCCACGUGUUCAACCAGUUUACGGAGCAGUUCUCUGUGCGGGACCUGGCAAGGCUGGUGACAGCAGCAGGGGAGAAGAUGGGCAUUGAAGUGAAGUCCAUCAACGUGCCCAACCCCCGUGUCGAGGCGGAGGAGCACUAUUACAACGCCAAGCGCACCAAGCUGCUGGAGCUGGGGCUGCAGCCGCACUUCCUGGGAGACGCUCUGCUCGACUCUCUGCUCAACUUCGCUGUGAUCUACAAGGACCGCGUCGACGCCAAUCAGAUCAUGCCAGCUGUCUCCUGGAAGAAGAUCGGUGUCAAGCCCAAGUCGUCCGUCACAACCACGCCUGCGCAGUAG